Messenger RNA from Sorex fumeus (smoky shrew), 407 nucleotides. RefSeq names its product histone H3.3A-like. The transcript has a single exon. Bases 1 to 396 code for a protein of 131 amino acids. The record is from RefSeq and is a predicted model, not a curated record. Lineage: Eukaryota; Metazoa; Chordata; Mammalia; Eulipotyphla; Soricidae. Gene Ontology annotation, molecular function: DNA binding; protein heterodimerization activity; structural constituent of chromatin. Gene Ontology annotation, cellular component: nucleosome.
AUGGCUCGUACAAAGCAGACAGGUAGUAAAGCACUGAGGAAGCAACUGGCUACAAAAGCCGCUCACAAGAGUGAGCCCUCUACCAGGGGGGUGAAGAAGCCUCACCGUUACAGGCUUGGUACUGUGGCACUCCGUGAAAUUAGGCGCUAUCAGAAGUCCAAUGAACUUCUGAUUCACAAACUUCCCUUCCAGUGUCUGGUGCAAGAAAUUGCUCAGGACUUCAAAACAGAUCUGUGCUUCCAGAGCGUAGCUAUUGGUGCUUUGCAGGAGGCAAGUGAGGCCUAUCUGGUUGGCCUUUUUGAAGAUACCAACCUGUGUGCUAUUCAUGCCAAACGUGUAACAAUUAUGCCAAAAGACAUCCAGCUAGCACGCUGCAUACAUGGAGAACGUGCUUAAGAAUCCACGAU